Messenger RNA from Halichondria panicea, 1161 nucleotides. RefSeq lists its product as uncharacterized. The transcript has a single exon. The coding region runs from base 54 to 1046 and encodes 330 amino acids. The record is from RefSeq and is a predicted model, not a curated record. NCBI's taxonomy places the organism in Eukaryota, Metazoa, Porifera, Demospongiae, Suberitida, Halichondriidae.
AAUUAUGACGAUCUUUCCCAUUUGUAUAUAAUUGCUAUUGCUAGAUACUAGCCAUGGAUGCCCUGAGGAGGCCAGUGAGGCUGUGUGCUAUUCUACUGCUACUGUUCAACUUGAUUAACUGUCAUGAACUAAUGCCAAAGGUGGACCAGAAGCAAGAGGGACCAAGUUCCAGCAAUGCAGUCAGUAUUCAGAAUGGAGUUGUCAAACUCACAAUCGACCUCAACAAAGGCUGUUCUGUGAUCGGUUUCGCAGAUCUAAAAUCAAGCGUGAACACGAUUAACAGUCAUGAUUUGGGACGCGAGGUGCAGCCUUCAUUCUAUGCAGGACCCAAGCCGUACGAUGGUUGUGUGUGGAAUGGGCAGCAAUGGCCCUGGAACCCCAUCGCCAGUGGAGAUGUGCAUGGGAACCCGUCCACAGUACUCUCCCAUACUGCCACUGCUGAUAGCAUCACUUGCACCAUUAUUCCCAAGCAAUGGGCUUGCAACAAUAUCGAUUGCGAAUGUACAUUUGAACUGCAGUACGUCCUCAAAGACAGUAUGGCUUAUGGCAAUGUCACACUUCAUAAUCAUAGAGCAGACACCACUAACUAUGGUCGCUUUGGACAGGAACUACCCGCUGUCUAUGUCAAUGGCUUCCUGUACAGGCUAUUUGCUUACACUGGUGGCCAGCCCUGGACCAACGCUCCUCUCACUGAGUACAACGCUAGCUUCACUAACUUCUGGGUCCCUGGACAUAUCAAUGCAACUGAACACUUCCUAAUGUUUGCAGCCCAACAAGAUUUCGCAGUAGGAGUGUACCAGUCCAGUAAGGACGUUUCGGGUAGUUUUCUUGGUGGUUUUUUUGGCAAGAAAGGCUCUGGUGGAUCUUCUGAUGGCAGCACUGGAUACAUGGCUCCUACUGGUGUUGUUGAAAUCACCGCUAAUAUGGUGUAUAGUUACGAGUUUGUGUUGCUCAUGGGAACCAUGGAAACAGUGAGGGGAUUGGUCUAUUCGCUACACAAUCAAGAGAAGAGUGGUACAUCACUGGCAGACCAAUUUACUAACUGAUACAUUAAAUAUAAGUAUUAUAAAUAAUAAUAAUUAUUAUUGUGUUUUAAUUUAUUAUGUAAUUCUUGAAUUUUUGGACGUUAUUUUAUAUUAUAUAAUUAUGAGUCAACAACAA